AUGGGUUACCCUAUCAGCCAGGGGACGGGGCCUCCCCUUCCCAAGUGCUCUAUAAAAAGGAUCUGUCAAAGAAAACAAAAAGCCCCAAACAAAGCUGCUGCCGCCCCGCCGCCGCCUGGAAAGCAGACAGCGGAGGAAACUUCAGCACCACCAGCGAGGAGCAGCAUGUCUUUCCGGCUGCGGUGUCACCUCGUCUUGAUCUUCUUGGCAGCCCUCCAAGGAGAAAGCAGGUACCUCGAGGUGAGGGACGCCGCGGGCGAGAACCAGCCCUUCCUGCUACUCGACGCCCAGCUGAAGAGGGAACUCUCCUCCGACGGGCAGCUUUACCGCCGGGCGCUGCGAUGCCUUGACAUGCUGAGUAUAGAAGGACAAUUCACUUUCACUGCAGAACAGCCUCAACUGCAUUGUGCUACUUUCUUCAUAGGAGACCCUGAAGAGUUAAUUACCAUAGACUUUGACUUUGUCAACAUUGAUUGUCAAGCAGGAGAUUUUCUGAAGGUAUUUGAUGGCUGGAUACUAAAAGGCGAGAAGUUUCCUAGUUCUUUGGAUCAUCCUCUCCCCACCUCAGAAAGAUACACUGAUUUUUGUGAUGGUGACCAUGUCAGAAGAACCAUCCAGUCUUCACAGAAUGUUGCCAUGAUCUUCUUCAGGAUUCAUUACCCUGGAAGUGGAUUCACAUUAACAAUAAAGAAAAAAACUAAUCUCUUCCCUUGCAAUGCCAUCUCUCAGACCCCUUCUGGAAGAUUUACCAUGGUCAUUCCUCAUCAACACAGAAACUGCAGCUUUUCCAUAAUAUACCCAGUGGUAAUAAAAAUAUCUGAUCUGCUGCUGGGACAUUUGAAUGGCCUCAGUUUAAAGAUGCCUUCUGCGGGUUGUGGGGGAACAGGGGAUUUUGUGGAGCUGUUGGGAGGGAAUGGUUUAGAUCCCUCUAGGAUGUUUCCUGUAGCUGAUCUGUGCCACUCCUUCCAUGGCCCUGCUCAAAUGAAGAUCAGCUGUGACAACACUGUGCUACGAAUGGUGUCUAGCGGCAAACAUAUCAAUCGUGUAACAUUUGAGUAUCAUCAGCUUGAGCAACAUGAACUAGCAAACAGAGAAGCGAACAGCCUUGAAGAAUUCUGUUUCUCCAGUGUUUGAGAAGCCAAACAAAUCACUCUUGCUUGUUAUUUACAGUUAAUGUUGACUUUAUGAAACCUUUCUAAUGUAUAAACACCUAUCUUUUCAUACUAAAACGUUAUUUCCAUGAUCAAAUAGUGUUAAUCUUAGGCAUUUACAACCCUUGUCUUUAAGUGUAUUUAGUAUAUUCAAUAAACACAAAUCCAUAUGGAUUUUGAAAGCAAGACAUAUAUAUAUGUAUAUUCACUGGUUCCAAAAUGCAAAGCAAAAACACAAGCAUGCGUGUGCACCCCAAAUCAGGGCACUUGUUUCCAAUGCAAGUAUUAUUUUAUUUCAAAUACUUGCAGCACAUUUUGUAAUAAUUUAGAAUGCACAUGUAAAUUUUGGAAUGCUAUAAAGUUCAUUUAGCAACUUCCCUUCUUUUGCAUCAUUUGCAAAUAUUAAAGAUACAUAUGGUAAAAGUACAAUUCAAUUUUAUAAAAAAAUCUGCAUUGUUUUUUAUUUAUUAAUGCAAAUGUAUAGUUGUUUUUAAUAACAUUUAUAGCAUGAAAAGGUUUUCCUUUGACAGGUCCAGAUAUGAAUAAAUGCAUCCAAAGUACUGGCAAAAA
Messenger RNA from Heteronotia binoei (common prickly gecko), 1721 nucleotides. It is a transcript of the gene CRHBP, whose product is annotated as corticotropin releasing hormone binding protein. Gene Ontology annotation, molecular function: corticotropin-releasing hormone binding. The record is from RefSeq and is a predicted model, not a curated record. NCBI's taxonomy places the organism in Eukaryota, Metazoa, Chordata, Lepidosauria, Squamata, Gekkonidae. Gene Ontology annotation, biological process: hormone-mediated signaling pathway; negative regulation of corticotropin secretion; negative regulation of corticotropin-releasing hormone receptor activity.